Molecule: messenger RNA, 4897 nt
Organism: Anguilla rostrata (American eel)
Lineage: Eukaryota; Metazoa; Chordata; Actinopteri; Anguilliformes; Anguillidae
Gene: cry3a
Product: cryptochrome circadian regulator 3a
Exons: 15
Coding region: 167-2068 (633 amino acids)
Biological process (GO): circadian regulation of gene expression; negative regulation of DNA-templated transcription; entrainment of circadian clock by photoperiod
Cellular component (GO): cytoplasm; nucleus
Molecular function (GO): DNA binding; FAD binding
Source: RefSeq, a predicted model, not a curated record
GGCGACAACAAAACGGAGCAGGCGCAGUAGAGCAAAGUCUUAUGAAACCGGCGAAAAAGGCGAGUGAGAGAGCAUAGACGGUGCAGUCACCUAUCAACUUGGUAAAAUGAUCAUAUCUGUCGGAAUGACAUAAACAUCACCGCCGGUGAGCCUCUUAGAGUUGAUUAUGGCCCCGAAUUCCAUCCACUGGUUCCGGAAGGGUCUGCGACUCCAUGACAACCCAGCGCUCCGCGAAGCAGUGCGGGGGGCGGGCACAGUACGAUGUGUCUACUUCCUAGAUCCAUGGUUCGCUGGUUCCUCCAACCUUGGGGUCAACAGAUGGAGGUUCCUCUUACAGUGCCUGGAAGAUCUUGACGCCAGCCUCCGCAAGCUCAACUCCCGACUCUUUGUCGUCCGUGGCCAGCCUGCCAACGUCUUUCCCCGUCUCUUUAAGGAGUGGAAGAUCUCCCGGCUUACCUUCGAGUACGACUCGGAGCCCUUCGGCAAGGAGCGGGAUGCUGCUAUCAAGAAGCUGGCGAUGGAGGCCGGGGUGGAAGUCUGCGUCAAAACCUCACACACCCUCUACGAUCUGGACAGGGUGAUCGAGCUCAAUGGCGGGCAGCCCCCCCUCACCUACAAGCGUUUCCAGACCCUGAUCAGCCGCAUGGACCCCCCCGAGCCCCCCGUGGAGCCGCUGUGUGCCUCUUUCAUGGGGCGCUGCGUCACGCCCGUCGCCGACGACCACGGAGACAAGUACGGCGUGCCCUCGCUGGAAGAGCUGGGGUUCGACACGGAAGGCCUCCCGUCUGCCGUGUGGCCGGGGGGCGAGACGGAGGCCCUGACCAGGAUAGAGAGGCACCUCGAGAGGAAGGCUUGGGUGGCCAACUUCGAGAGACCCAGAAUGAACGCCAACUCGCUGCUGGCCAGCCCCACCGGCCUCAGCCCCUACCUGCGCUUUGGCUGUCUGUCCUGCCGCCUCUUCUACUUCAAACUCACCGAUCUCUACCGCAAGGUGAAGAAGAACAGCUCCCCGCCCCUCUCGCUUUACGGCCAGCUGCUCUGGCGCGAGUUCUUCUACACCGCUGCCACGACCAACCCGCGCUUCGACAAGAUGGAGGGCAACCCCAUCUGCGUGCGCAUCCCCUGGGACCGCAACCCCGAGGCGCUGGCCAAGUGGGCCGAGGCCAAGACCGGCUUCCCCUGGAUCGACGCCAUCAUGACCCAGCUGCGGCAGGAGGGCUGGAUCCACCACCUGGCCCGCCACGCCGUGGCCUGCUUCCUGACCAGGGGGGACCUGUGGAUCAGCUGGGAGGAGGGCAUGAAGGUGUUUGAGGAGCUGCUGCUGGACGCAGACUGGAGCGUGAACGCGGGCAGCUGGAUGUGGCUCUCCUGCAGCUCCUUCUUCCAGCAGUUCUUCCACUGCUACUGCCCCGUGGGCUUCGGUCGCCGCACCGACCCCAACGGCGACUUCAUCAGACGAUAUUUACCUGUUCUCAGAGGUUUCCCCGCCAAGUACAUCUACGACCCCUGGAACGCCCCGGAUUCGGUGCAGGCGGCUGCCAAGUGCAUCAUCGGCAUCCACUACCCCAAGCCCAUGGUGAACCACGCAGAGGCCAGCCGCCUGAACAUAGAGAGGAUGAAACAGAUCUACCAGCAGCUGUCCCGCUACAGGGGACUAGGUUUGCUGGCCUCAGUGCCGACCAAUCAUAACGGGAAUGGGAACGGCGCCAUGAUGGCGUACUCUCCUGGGGAGCAGCAGACUGGGACCUCAGCAACAGCCACGACAGGUGUAUCGGGGAGUAAGGUUGCCAGUGGCAACGGUAGCGGCAGCAUCUUAUUAAACUUUGACAGUGAGGAUCAGCCGAGACCAAGUAGAGUGCAGCAGCAUGGCUUCCCCACUGUGGCGGAUCCAGCCCACCGGCUCCAGCAGCCCGGCAGUGCACACGAGUUUGCUGUGCCACAGCACCCAGGCCGUCUGAGUCACCCCGGGGGGAAGAGGGAGCUGGAGUCGGAACGUGGGCCUGGAGGGGAAGACGAAACACGGGGCUCCUCACGCAAAAUACCACGACAAAACACUGAGAGGAGCUAGGGUCUGCAGGAUCGGUCCGCACCUCACCAAGUCCCUGCUCAGCACGGACGCAAGGCGCACCAGGGAGACACAGAUCCACAAGAUCCACUUUUCUACCUUAAUUUUACUGAGAAUGUUUGCAUUUCUUAUUCUGUGCCGAUUGUGUAUACAGUUUCUUAAGAUUCAACCUUUUGUGCCCCAUGUGAAUCUCGAGAAGAUUUCACGGUCACAUUCAAAGGUGUAAAUGUGAGAGUGGCUAAGCUUUGGAUGGUUGGGUGAAAACACUUGGGGGUUCAGCUCGAAGAGAAUUGGGGGUGUUAGUGGGCAGAUAGUGGGCUGGUGGCAGAGCUGACUGGGUCACUUUAAGAUGAGUGAGGUCAUCAGGGUCAGAGGUCAGUCUGAACCCCACCACUCUGCAGCACCCCCCUCUCCCUUUCCCCCUCACCAGUUCUGUUCCUCUGGGUUCGAACCCAGGGCAGCUGUAACCUGCAAGCCUAUAGGAGACAACUUGCAUCAAAGCAACAUGCUUUUAGCCCUUAUCAGAAGUUAGUUCACUUUCCCUUUCAUGCUGGCCAAACCUUGGCCCCUGGGACACUGUGUGGAAUGUACCGGGAUGAUGGGCAGCUUCUCUCAGAAAGGUCAUUAGCAUUUUAGUCUUUUUUUCCCCCAUGUGCUAGGAACAAAACCACCCCCCCCCCAAAAAAAAAAUCAAGAAAUAUUCAAAAAUAAGCACCUUAAUUCCCAUGUACGUUCUUAUGACCGCUGCUUUUGUAAAAGCAGAGACCACAGAAUGCGCGUAGGAAUAAGCUGCUUAUUAUCAGCUGGUAACUUACCGGCGCCCCCCUACUGGUCCAGUAGCACACUGCAGUAAUACCAGGGUGUUCAGUUCUGGUUUUUUUCCUCGUCAUAGCUCCUAGUGCCCAAGUCUUUUUUUUUAUUGUACUGGCUACAUAUUGACUCGCAUUACAUCGUGAUUGUGUCCACUUAGCAUGAGCUCAUGCAAGUGUUUUUGUACAUAAAAAUACAUCUUAAUUAUUAUAUAUAUAUAUUUUGAUACUGCAUAGGCUAUAUGUGAUUUUGUAGAUUAGCUUCAUCACUGUCGCAGACAUGAAGGAACUGCAGCUGCUGACCGGGAAGGGAAGGGGUUCCGUACAUGUCCGCAUUGGAACAGCCUGGGCAGCAUUAACACUCGAUUAUUACUGUCUGAAGGAACAGUGAGGAAAGUGCAGUUACUGUACCGCCAGCGAAGCCGCUAACAAAAGACUCCGGACGAUUACACUUUUCUAAUAUCCCAGCCAUCAGCGUUCUGACCUGGAUAAAAAUGGUUUGUGAUGCGUUUUCCCUCCCGGGAGCAACUGGUGGGCGAUGACUGCUCGAGGCUGUUCGGAGAUUUAGCCAGCAGCUGCUCCGCGGUCAGGCGUGAAGGUUGUUUUGCGUCACGGGCUCUGUGAGGUCUCGUUAUGUUUCCCAGCAGUCUGUUUCUCCCCGUUUCGCGCCCCCGUCCAAAGCUAGCAACUCGUUCUCGCCUUUCUCCGAAAGGCCGUUUGCUGUUCGUGUUCAUGCGGAAGCACAAGAGAACAGAAGCUUCCUGAAAAAAAAACUGUUAUUCAUAUUAAUACUGUGGUCAAAUACUCAUGAGUGAUACAAAGUGUCAACGAGGGAAUGCAAAAAAAAAAAAAAACGUCUGUACAUUUUACAAAUAUUUUUAAUAAAAACGGAAAAGAAAAAACAUGGGAUUAAGCUGAGACAACAAAACUUUUGUGUAUGAGCCUUUUAGCCACUAGUUCCUACAUCUGUAUCAGAUAUGUGAUUGGACAGGUUUUAUCGUUUUAAACACAGCACACUUAACGCAACAGCUGCGUCUCGUUGCCCUUAACAACAAAACAUUCCUUACGUUCUAAGUAUGUUUAAAAGGAAGUGGAAUUGAUGGGAAUUUGCCCUCCCUUUAAAAGGCUGUGCAGUGCAUGGUUCAUUUGGUUACCAGCAUCUAUUUUGUCUCUUUGUUUGCUGUCAAGAAAUAGUUACCCCCCCCCCCCCAACUCUUGUAGACCUUAAUAUUUUGAUAUAAAAAUAGCUGGGAAUAGUUACACUACAUGUGGUCAAAAUACAAAAGAUUACAUUUUAGUAUUUCCCUCAGAUUUAUUGCCCUAUGAUCCCUCAGGAAAACGCAUUCAUUUUGGCUGAACUGUCAGUUGCUGUUCAGCUAAACUGCCCUGUGUUAAAGCGGUGUGAAACACCCGAGGCAGCUACAGGUUAUUCUGGCACAAAAUGGCGACUGUCCAACUCCUAGUUUUACCACUGCAGGUGAAAAAAACAAACAAACAAACUGCUCCUAAACUGUUGGUACUGCAGCGAUAUGUGAAAUCCUAUCAACUCCCGAGAAAUCACUGCGGUUGAAAACAUUUCUUGUCUGUACAACUGCAUGUUCAUUUUCAAAUCAGGAGUUGGAAUUCUCGUGUUUAGCUGUGGAAUUCAACCACCCUGUUUUGUGUCCGAUGCUUUAAGGAAAUGUUCCGCUUGGUGUGCGUUUCCUGGGAUACGAGUGUCUGUACAGUUGGUGUAGAGGCUGUCAGAAUGGGGUGUUUCUGUAUUGUAAUUUGUAGACAUGCAUAUGUUGUGUUAUUGAAGCUGUACAUUGUUAUUGUAGUUGUACUUUAUGACAAACAAAAUGAACCAACCUUUUUUUCCUUUUCCUUCUCAUUUUCUUUUAAAUUCUGUUAAUUUCUGAGGAGAACUUUAAGAAAGGCGAAUAUACUGUGUUAUUAUUGGUAUACUCUCUCUCUUCCCUAUUCUGUGAUGUCGUGCUCGUGUUUAAACAGGACAUGAAAAUAAAUUUGUUGCAACAGCGAA